GGUUCAUUUAAGGCUUUUUCUUUAUAGCAUGACACUUUAGAACAAUCAAUGAUGGUGACCUUGCGAGCAGCUCUGUUGCUCGCUUUUCUUUCAAGAUGCUUUGCCGCAAAAUUUGUCAUGUUUCCCAUGUUUGGACGAAGCCAUUACAUGAUUCUCGACAAACUGGGGCAAGAACUGUCAGAGAGGGGCCAUGAGGUAUGCAAAUAAGAGUACAGAAUGCUUUGUUGUAGUUUUUAGUGACAGUUCAAUUAUUAUUUUGCCAAGCCUUCGUUGGUGUCGACUAAGCUAUAAGCUUAAGCUAUCUAACGCACUAUAUGGUACGAUUCCAGUCCCAAUGAAGAGCCAUCGUGAGCUGAGUAGCAAAGAAACGGCUUGGAAUGCUCGUCUACAUGGCGUGAUCACAUUACGUAAUAGUGAAAAUAUAAGGAUUUGUAUGGGAAAAAAAAUAUGCGGUUCUCAUGGUAAAAUUAAUCUUUUUUAAUUAUCCUUCUUUUUCAGUAAUGAUAUACCUGCCAACUUUCACACAUUAUGGGCGAGUCUCACGCCUGUGGACUAAAGAGUAAGAUCUCACGCAUAAAGGACAAUCAGCUCACGCCUGACUUACAAUUCGGACGAAAAAACAAAAUUCAUUUCAAUUUCACCGAAAUGUUUCAAAAAAGUGGUUAGUGUUGACCUUGUGUCCUAACUGUAUCACAAAACGUAAAAAUUGUUGUAGAAGUGCUCAAAGGCUGUCGGAACAUCUUCGUACAUUUGCGCCAAAGUUCGGAAGUCUUCGGAAAAUCGAGGAAAUAUUGGGAAGUCGCUGGGAUGUUUUCAGAAAUUUGGGUCAUGACAAGACGAAAAUCUCACGCAUUUGACUCAGAAAAAGUUGGCAGGUAUACAAUGAGGUUUCAGUUACACACACAGAAUGUUGAUCAAUAAAUUGGGAAUAUCAUUAAAUCGACGAUGGUAAAAUUGGGGUUCCACUGUGUACAUAUAUAUUUCUUUACGUACAACCCUAACUAAAGGGAUAUCUAUAUGGCUUUUCGUCCUAAACACCCUUAAUGAGACCAAAAUCUGAAAUUCCACCUCUACUCGAGACGACGAGAGUCUCUGACAUAAUCAUGUGGGAGUGCCCCCGUCCCCCUAACGGGGGGUGGGGGGGGGGGGUUCCUGCACAUCACGAAAUAGGCCGUUCCUACCGCAUUCCUGUGAACGAAGACACCAACUCGAAACCACCCAAGCCGCUACUUCGUUCAUUGUGUGUGCUUACUGGAUCGGAAUGCGAGAAAGGUCCAUAUCGUGAACUGACAGGCGAUCAUGAUCAGAUGGAGUGUUCAGAAAAAUUGCUCCCUAUCUAUUCUCGAUUUUCUUUUUGGGGGAAUGUGUCGAGUAAAAUGUUUUAAUGUUUAACGCCAUCACGAUGUAGUGCAGUUGUUAGUUUAACCAGCGUUUUUUUCCUGUUCGUCUUGCUUCUUCUCAGUUCAUAGAUUGUUGACACUCCCCUUUUUCAAUAAGAUCAUCGCGAGCACUUACUGUAACGAACAGCCAUCUUGUUACAUGGUGAUAGAAAGCGCUCGAUCGUUACCGACGAUCUUUGUGUGGGAAAAAGGGGACUGUAAUUAUAAACAGCCCGGAAACAGUCCACACAGUUUAGUCAGUGUUCAAAGCGAUUCCUAGUAAAAGAAACCGUCGCAUAUUUUCGAUGAAACUUGUUACGCUGUUGUAACAAGUAAAUAAAAGGAUAAAACGUAAUAAAAACAGAGGGGGUCACCGUGCUAGUUUUCACGGUACAGUGUUGACGAAUAGGGUUAUUUUUAGGCGCCUUUGGACCGUAACCGUACCCAGCACAAAAUUAGACAAAAAGGCGCGCCUUUUUCCCAUGAUACUUUGUGAUAUCGCUCGGAAUAUGAUUUUAUUGUUAAUCCACCUACAUACCAGGAAAAUGCCUUUUCAUACCUUUGCUUUUACUUAACGUUUAAAAGUAGGCUUAUUUCGAAAUGCGCUGUUUGCUGUAAUCUUUGUGCAGAAGCUCCUUUUUUACGGCCUCUAUCUUGUUAUUCGGGGUGAAAGUUGCGCAAUGCAAAACCAGCGAACCACUAUAAGAACCGUUUAAAAAUAAUACAAGACCAUACAAGAAGAAUUUCAAUCCCUCAGGCGGACGUACUUGAAGACAACGCCCAUUCUAUAAAAAGAAACUAAGAUAAGGGACUUCUCGUAGUUUAAUCUGAGGCCUAAACAGUCUAUUUAAUUCUAAUUACUACAAGGUUCCGCAAGUGUUUGAGGAUAAAAAUGAUUGCCCUCGCGGGAUAACCCGUAAAAAUCCAAGAUGAAGUAUACUGCAAUAAAUUUGCGUUAUUGACCAAGCGUGAGGGCAAGAUGGCUAGAUAUUGGCCAAAAAAGAACGAAGCCAAAAUACAGCCAUCUUGACAGAACAAGCUUGGUCAAUAAGAGAUUUAUUAUAUGGCCAAAAUGGAGAACUUUUUCUUACGGGAUCAAGGCGGGAAAUCCCGAGCGGGCAAGAUAGGCCCAUCUUGCUUGCUCGGGUAGCCAAUCAGAACGCAAGAUUUACUUCAUCUUGCCCGCUCGCGGAUGCAGCCAUAUUUUAAGGCUUCUCAUUGUUUUAUCCUCAUCUUUACAGGUUAUCCUAUUUGUAGGAGCAACGGCUAAAUAUGCCGCAAACAAUCCAUACGUACGCUUUUUCAACGACAGCCAGACCUUUUCGGUGCAUACACCUGCUUCCGGGAACCGGAAGACGCCGUUAAGUUUAAGAGAGGAAUUUGCCGUUCUUUUAACCGCUCAGUUAUCUUAUUGUGAUGAAAUGCUGAGCAACGUGGAGCUAAUGAAGGAAACUAAUGAUGCGGACCUCGUUGUUGGUGAACUGUGGUAUCUCUGUUCAGCUUUGGUCGCAGACAAAUUAUCAGUGCCACAUGUUCUAAUAUCUCCAGCCACUUUGUCCACACCAUAUACGUUUGCACUUGGUCUGCCCGCUCCGCUCGCCUACGUACCUCAAAUUAACAACGAUGCAAAUAGGAUGUCGAAUAUCAUUGACAGAGGCAAGAAUGUACUGCAAUGGAUAUCACUGUAUUGGUAUUACUUGCAAGAUUUAUGCUCACUUUAUAGCAAGGUCAAAGCAAAAUACAAAAUCACAUCCAACAACAGCAUCCAGGAAACACUUGGAAGGGCUGAUCUGAUUAUUGGUCAGAUGCCGUUUGGAUUAGAGCAUCCGAGGCCUGUCCAUCCAAGUAAGUCUUUUUAUUUCAGUUCCCUCUGCACUUUAACGUGCUGUACGCGACAGCUUAAGAAUGGGAAGUCAGUUGCAAAUACUUUACAGUUCAUCGUACAGAAAGUCAUUGUAACAGGUAGGCCAUCGAAAUCUUAGGAGAGAGCGCGAAAAAUGAAAGUGAAGGAACAAAAUCGAGAGCGAAUCGAAGCGCAAAAGAGAAGACUGCAUGCUCGUCCUUCUUGCCGCGUGGACUUCUGUAACAGCAAAGAGUUUCAGAAGGUCUAAAUAGCGCUCAAAGUAUUGAUCUGAGCCAUUUUUGCUGUUAAGUAAAACAUUUGUGUCUCGGAGGUUUUUGUAGAUUUCAUUUACGCAUGUCAAGAAAGGAUAAAGUGGGAGGAGAGGGCAUCCCUUAUAUAGGUCCUUUUCCACAGGUAAUUUGUGUCCAGAUAUUUUCAGAUCUAGACCCGCUCUUCUUCCUUUAUUCUCUCUUGGCAUGUUAAAGAUAAUCACAGUAGAGGCACAGUUCUGAAUGGCUAUGUUACCAAAACAAGGAACGGGGAACGGGAAACGAGCGCGGGGAAUGGAAAAAUGAAAACACUGAAAACAAAAUAAAAUAGAAUGAGUAAUGAAGUUACUUAUAAGGUUAGGAAUUAUGUGAGGUUUUUUUACCCAUUCUUCAUUUUCUCUUCCCCCGUGCUCGUUCCUCGUUCCCCUUUCUCCCUUUUAGCGACAUUCUGGAGCUGGUGAUCUUGAGGUCUAGGAGUUCAAUUGUUUCCCACACAAUUGCCGCGUGUUUGAUCACAUGGUGAUUGUUGUUUGCUGUUUCAUAAUAGACACUCGGGUUGUUGGUCCAUUCCUUCCCAGUCCAGCUAAGCCUUUACCCGAAGAGCUGGAAGAAUUCGUAGGAAAAGCUGGUGACGAAGGUGUUAUCGUGGUGUCAUUUGGUAGUGUUUUGGGAGAUACUGCGGGACUAAAUGAAUCACUCUUGCAAGGAAUGGCUGACGCUUUCUCCAAGCUUCCUCAAAAGAUUAUCUGGAAAAUGAAGUUAGAAGGUACUUUCAUUGAAAGGAUUGUAGUCAUACACGCGGGGAACAGUUAUUACAUUAAUCAGCGGAUUAACCUAUUAGCUUCCACUUGUGAUAAAUGUGAUAAAUUAUAAUGUUACGAUAGUGGGACAAAGUUUGGGGAUCGAUCAGCAUUGUGGAGAGUGUACUGUAUGCUCUCUACAUUGCUGAUCUUGUGUGGUUUGAUGAUGUGUGUCACAUAUGAAGCUACAAGUUAGGGGGAGAUUCUCUGAGUCCCACCGUAGCUCAGCGGAUGCAACUCCCAAGUGGUGCUCGAGAUUCAUGUCGGGAACUCUUGGACGCGUGGAUUUGUUUCUUUGUCCCACUGGUGACAUGUCAUUUAUCACAUUCUUCUCAAGUCAUAUAAUUUUCCUUUGGCUAUCCUGUAAACAGAACAGGUUCAAGGAUAAAGGCAAAAAGAAAAUAUUGGCGAGCGGACUAAGCCGAACGUUGUCCCUGGCGUGAAGCUACAAUUGUUGCCGCUGCGCUCUACCAAAAAUCGUGUGAUCUCGUGCUCAGGAUUUUAAUGGUGUCCGUCUGCAGGUUUGAAAUGUCACCUUGGAGAUCUGGGUACAGAUUAGAAAGCUUGUUUACAGACAAGCGUUUGUCUGUUGGUCUCAGCAGAACGCCCUUCGUUGAGCACGUUAAAGCGAAGCAAAGCGCCAACCAGAGGAAAACCUCAUCGGGACCAUUAGCAAGAGUAAAUCAAAUGCUUCUCACAUGUCACAGCUGCAGAAGUAGAAGCGUUCUAUCUGAUCGCUGUUAAGUAACCUAGUAACUGUACACAUUUAUUUUUCUUAACAGGCAAGCUACAAGUGUCAGUGAGUGACAAUGUCAAACUGAUGUCAUGGUUACCACAGAAUGACAUUCUCGGUCAUCCUAAGACUCGUCUAUUUAUAUGCCACGCAGGACUUAAUGGUAUCCUAGAAUCAACCUACCACGGAGUACCAAUGAUUCUUACACCUUUUUUCGGAGAUCAGUUUUAUAACGCUAACACUAUGAAACAGUCAGGAGUUGGGGAGGUUGUAAACUUGUGGUCCAUGUCGUCAGAAGAGUUCGUCAGUUUGAUACGAAAGGUGUUAGGCGACCCCAGGUGAGUACUUUGGGAACACCUUAUAUAGUUAACAACUGUUGUACGAGCGCACCUUAUGGUAGAUUUCAUGCUCGAUAUUUUCAUAUCAUUUCAUGCAUUUUUCGAACUAUAUUCACAAAACCGUCGGCAAUCAUGGCAUACCCUCUACUCUGUGGCUCUCGUGGUUUUGUCCGGAAAAAUUGCAUUUCCUUGCAGUCUUAGAAUGACAACAACUUCUUUCGGGCGCCAAAAAACGUUUUAGCUCAGCUGACGCGUACACUUACCAUAUUUGUAGAGCAUUCCCAUAUGUCAUGAUAGCUCAGCAGCCAAUCAAACCUCCAGAAUUGCUUUAUUCAAUGAUCCAGUACUUGCCACCCAGGCUAUAACACACACCACGACUGCAUUGUUUGUUCUUCGUAAAUCUACCCACACCACGGUAAAUCCAAUAAAUUAUACUGAAAUGACAGAAGUUACCUUUUAGAUUUCUACUGAGGCACGGUUUCUUGUAGAAUUUGCCAUCAGUAAAUGAAAAAAGAUCGAAUGCAAGAAAAGAUCGUGACACAUUUGCCGAAAUAAAAGUCUUUAACAACCGCUAAUUUUUUUGAAGAAAACCCCAUUUAUAAAAUAAUAAUACUAAUAAUAGUAAUAAUAAUAAUAAUAAUAGUUAUAAUAAUAAGUCGAACACCCAGUAGCUGUUUUAGCAGUACUGUGUAGCCACAGCAAUAGCAGCAGUAGCAGAGUAGAUUGAUCGGCCAAUAGUCUCCUGACCUACACUGAAACCAUCCGAGUGGCAAUCUCGUGCUUAAACAUUAAAGAAUUACAUUUGAUGUUGUAAGAGUUGGACCUCAAAGUAUAUCUAAAUCAGAUGGGGAAUAGAAAAAAAAUGCACAGCCUCAAAUGACCCCCCUUUUUUUGUGAUACUUCCCUAACGCAAUGACACGAAACGUGAUUUUCCAACCGUAUUUCGCCGGCUUUCCCAUGUAAAUGGUAUGUAUCCUCGGACCCUCCCCUCCCUUUAUUUCUAGUAUUAGGUACAAAAUGUUGAGCAAAAUUGCAAGUAUAAAUCUCUUCGGGGCAUAAUUAUGUCUCGCGGUUCGGAGCCAAGGAUUGUAACGGUAGUAGAAAAAUGGGAUAGGGAGAAUUAUCUCGAGUUGUGAACAUCUUCAGUUCGUCCAUGAGAAUCUAUAAGACAAGAAUGAGAAGCAAAUCUAGCAGACAGUUGUGGUUACAGGUGAGUGAUAGUGUUGGGGGCUUGGCGAUCAGCUAGCGCUUUUUAAACUAUUAUCUUUUCUUUUAGUUAUCGCAAGAUGGCAAAAGGAAUAUCCAACUCGGUUAAGCUUCUGCCGCGCCCACCUGUAAAAGAAGCCGCUGACUGGGUGGAGUACACACUGGCUCUGGAUGGCUUACCGUUCCUCAGACCUCGAGGAUUGGACCUGCCAUUUUAUCAGCUGUAUCUUCUGGAUAUUUUAUUGUUGGCAUUUUUGAUCUUGUUUUUAACAGUGCUUGCUCUCAGAUUCUUGUUAAAGGUAGUUAUUAAUCUUUUGUUGGCACCAGAUGUAAAAGAGAAAGCUAGCUAAAAAGAGAACAUUUUUAGUGUGGUCAAAACGAAUAUACAUCAUCUUGACUAAGAGCAAAAGGAAGAGAGCUAAGUCAGCACAUAAAGCUUACCUUGGCAGACAAACCUUGCUUAUACAGGAAAAUUUUCACCCUGUACCUGUCUGAUUGUAUUACAUUAGUCACAUGAUAGCUUUAGACCUGCAGCCUCCGCAGUUCGGGGGAAAAAGGAAACCUUGUUCCCAGGGUUCUCUGUAAGCAAGAGAGAGAACCCUGGGAAAGAGGUUGGGAAAAAGCCGAAACAAAAUCGGCGAACAAAGCGAGCCGAGCGGGAGUCUGGGGAAGGGAAAGCCCAUUGCUCGACUCGCUUUGCUCUCCGAUUUUUUUGCUGCUUCUCUCCAUUUUUGCCUUUCCCCCACUACGGAGCCUGGUCCCAGGCUAAU
This is a messenger RNA of Porites evermanni, 7338 nucleotides long. The record is from the annotation of a GenBank genome assembly. Lineage: Eukaryota; Metazoa; Cnidaria; Anthozoa; Scleractinia; Poritidae.